GAUGUAAAAGAAAAUUGAACAACCUAAAACAUAACCUAAAAGGUAUAUAAUAUUUCUAUAAUUAAAUUAAGAGCCAUUAGGAUAGAAGAUGAAAAUAAACUAUCAAUAACAUUACCACAUAUAGAGACUAUUGCUAUCAAUUUUAAUUCAAAGUAUCAAUUAGGCAAUAUGAUUGGGGAAGGAGCACAUGGAUUAGUGAGAAAAGCCAUUAAAGUUGAAACUGGUGAAUAAGUAGCAGUCAAAAUUUCAAGAAGUGGAGACCCUGAGCUUGUUAAAACUUUUACUGAAGCAUAUAAAAAUACUAGAAUACUAGAUCAUGAAUUCAUUAUAAAAGUCUAUGAAUGUUACAUAGAUGAACAAUCUGAAACUUUAUAUUUAGUAAUGGAAUACUCAAAUUUACGUAGUUUGGAAGAUGUAAUUAAAAAACACAAGAGAUUAACGUAAUUGUAUAUACUUCAAUUAGGGAAGAAUAAGCUAAGAUUUUAAUUAGACAUAUUCUAUUAGCUCUUUAGCAUAUCCAUGAAAGAGGGAUAGCUCAUAGAGAUCUAAAACCAGAUAAUGUAUUAAUCAACAAAAAGUCACUUGAUAUCAAAAUCAUAGACUUUGGAGUAAGUAGAAGAUUCAAGAAAUAUAAUGGAAGAGAAUUUGUGGAUGUAAAUAUGUGGACAAGAACUGGAAAUGUUUAUUAUGCUGCUCCUGAAAUCUUGACUGGUGGAGGUUAUGAUGAAAGAGUAGAUCUAUGGUCACUAGGAGUUUGCUUAUUUCGUAUAUUGACUGGUCAGUUCCCUUUCUUUGAAGAUAGUGUAUUAGGAACCAUUGAAAAGAUAUUAAAAGGUACUUUUGAACUCAAUGAAAAUAUUUCCUUGUUGGCUAGAGAUUUGAUUAAGCGACUAUUGGAUCCUAAUCCAACUCAAAGAUUAUCCGCGUAAUGUAUAUUAUAGAGAUUCACAUUAUAGUGGCUUUACAGCAUCCUUGGCUUUAUUUUUAAUAGAUUGAUCCAAUAUCACCUAAUAGUACUGAACUUAUCAACAAAAUUAAUUAUAAAACUAGUGAUGAUAUUUGUGAUAUUUCUUAAGGUGGAGAUAAGAAUACAUAUUAUAGCAGGAAUCUUCAUAUGAGAAGUAAUACUAUGACUAAGAGUCCAGUUUUAUAAUAGGAACCAAGUCCAAACAAUAAUUCUAAAUCUCCCCUUAAUUAAUUAAAACAAGAUUUCGAUGAAGAAAUUCAAUAGUCUCCCUUAAUCAAAUUGAAAAAAAUUCAAAAUCAAAUGAAUAAAGAAAUAAAUAUAAUUAAAAAGAAGGAAUCUAAUGGAUAAGGUUUACUUAGAAUAAGAUAGAUAUUACAAAUGGAAAAAUUAGAUAUUAUACAUGAAAUUUAAUGA
This is a messenger RNA of Paramecium pentaurelia, 1381 nucleotides long. Lineage: Eukaryota; Ciliophora; Oligohymenophorea; Peniculida; Parameciidae. The record is from the annotation of a GenBank genome assembly.